GAGGAGAGGCGGCUGCGGAGGCAAAUCAACCACCAGAACCUGCCGACAGAGGCUCGCCUGUCGAAGUGUGUAAGCGCUACCUGCAGUCCUGUCAGUGUGAAGUCAGGAGACCGCUUCAUUCCCACCCGGGCUGGGAGCAACUGGAGCAUCAACUUCCACUAUGCCAAUGAGAACUGUCGCUCUCCCAGUCAGAACCAUAAAUCAAAGGAUGCCACUUCUGAUUCAAGCAAAGAUGCUGUGGCGUAUGCUGCCCUGCUGAGGAAUGAGUUACUGGGGGCAGGGAUAGAAACUGUACCAGACCCUCACACAGACGACCGGCGACAUGCAGUCCUCUCCCAAGGCCCCCACAGCCUUUUUAGGUACACUGUUCACGCUAAGAGAGUGCCUUUUGAUAGCGAUAAUGAAAUCUCACCAUACUCCCUUUCUCCACUUAGUAAUAAGAGUCAUAAGCUGCUGCGCUCCCCUCGUAAACCAGCCCGCAAGAUCUCCAAGAUCCCUUUCAAAGUGCUGGACGCUCCAGAACUGCAGGAUGACUUCUACCUCAACCUGGUAGACUGGUCAGCGGGCAACCUGCUCAGUGUGGGCCUGGGAGCCUGCGUCUACCUGUGGAGUGCCUGCACCAGCCAGGUGACGAGGUUAUGUGACCUUUCAGUGGAUGGAGACUCCGUUACUUCAGUUUGUUGGAAUGAGAGGGGGAGUCUCGUUGCUGUUGGAACCCACAAGGGUUACGUUCAGAUCUGGGACGCAGCAGGAGGGAGGAAGCUAACCAGUCUGGAGGGUCACUCAGCCCGUGUAGGUGCCCUGGCAUGGAACGGGGAGCAGCUGUCAUCGGGAAGCCGGGACAGAGUGAUCCUCCAGCGGGACGUCAGAACCCUCCCUUCUGCUGAGAGGAGGCUGCAAGGUCACAGGCAAGAAGUGUGCGGGCUCAAAUGGUCUCCUGACCACCAGCACCUCGCAUCUGGAGGCAACGACAACAAGCUGUUGGUGUGGAACAGUUCCAGUCUGCUCCCAGUGCAGCAGUACAGCGACCACCUGGCAGCAGUGAAGGCCAUCGCUUGGUCCCCCCACCAACACGGGCUGCUGGCGUCAGGGGGCGGCACUGCCGACCGCUGCUUACGCUUUUGGAACACACUGACGGGGCAGGCAUUGCAGAGCACAGACACUGGCUCCCAGGUCUGCAACCUGGCGUGGUCCAAACAUGCCAACGAACUGGUGAGCACUCAUGGCUACUCUCAGAACCAGAUCCUGGUGUGGAAGUACCCUUCGCUAACACAAGUGGCCAAGUUGACAGGACACUCCUACAGAGUCUUGUAUCUGGCCGUGUCCCCAGAUGGGGAGGCAAUCGUUACAGGAGCUGGGGACGAGACACUACGUUUCUGGAACGUCUUCAGUAAAACACGCUGCACAAAGGAAUCAAAGUCAGUGCUGAACCUUUUCACAAGAAUACGAUAGUGAACAUCCUGGGCCAGGACUGGUUCAGGGAAAGACUAAUGUGCUGUGGUUGAACUACACAGUCACCCAGUAACACACACAGACUGGCUCUUACACCCUUCUCAACUCAGAGCCACCCUCACUGACCAUCACUGCUUCACAAGUCAGCUUUUCCUACGGCGGGUGCAGCACCAGCUUCCAACAGCCGCCAUCCCUCACAGUGACGCCUCUGAUUGAACAAGAAAAAUAAUCAGUCUGUUGUCACGACAUGUCUGCUUUAAAAAAGUUGAUCUUGUUUUUUCUGUUGUUCAAGUGGUUCAAUUGUUUUCUUAUAUAUUAGCAGAAGUAUAGACACACGCAAGAGUUCAAGGCUAUAUCAUGUAAUGAUGUCUCAUUUUUAAAGGCUCUCCUUUGUAACAGAGAGAACUGGUCUGGCUCAGGUGUGUGUGUGUGUGUGUGUUUGUGUAUGGGGGGGGUCUAUAUUUUGAUUAUGUGAAUAUG
Molecule: messenger RNA, 1932 nt
Organism: Monopterus albus (swamp eel)
Lineage: Eukaryota; Metazoa; Chordata; Actinopteri; Synbranchiformes; Synbranchidae
Gene: fzr1b
Product: fizzy/cell division cycle 20 related 1b
Exons: 13
Biological process (GO): positive regulation of anaphase-promoting complex-dependent catabolic process; positive regulation of ubiquitin protein ligase activity; anaphase-promoting complex-dependent catabolic process
Cellular component (GO): anaphase-promoting complex
Molecular function (GO): anaphase-promoting complex binding; ubiquitin ligase activator activity; protein binding
Source: RefSeq, a predicted model, not a curated record